Messenger RNA from Rhodamnia argentea, 602 nucleotides. RefSeq lists its product as uncharacterized. The transcript is spliced from 3 exons. Bases 89 to 388 code for a protein of 99 amino acids. The record is from RefSeq and is a predicted model, not a curated record. NCBI's taxonomy places the organism in Eukaryota, Viridiplantae, Streptophyta, Magnoliopsida, Myrtales, Myrtaceae. Gene Ontology annotation, cellular component: mitochondrial inner membrane. Gene Ontology annotation, biological process: mitochondrial respiratory chain complex IV assembly.
CGACCCCCUCUCUCUCUCUCUCUCUCUCUCUCUCUCUCGCCCCCAAUAUCUCUCUUUCCGCCACCAAAAGCUCGUAUCUUUCUCGGACAUGGCAGAAUCCAAGACCACCGUGGAAUCUAUAAGGCAUUGGGUGGUCGAACACAAGCUCAGGACCGUGGGGUGUCUAUGGCUUAGCGGUAUCGCGGGUUCGAUCGCAUACAACUGGUCUCAGCCCUCCAUGAAGACCAGCGUCAAGAUCAUUCAUGCUCGGUUGCACGCCCAAGCAUUGACGCUGGCUGCUUUAGCUGGUGCUGCAGCAGUCGAGUACUACGAGCACAAAUCAGGAGCAAAGACCGAAGACCGUCGCGCGAAGUAUCUUCCCAUGCAAUCCUUCUCGCAUAAGGAUUAGAAUGGACCGCGCGCAGCAACUCUUUUGCCUACAGCAUGAGACGCAAUCAGCAAUAAAAUCCCUGCGGACAGAAUAAUUUGACCCCAAUACAGAGUUUUGUUUUUGUGAUUUAGACUCGUUUGUCGUAGACUUGGAGACAAGCGGCCACAGGAAUUAUUUGGAAUGUCAUUCUUUUUGGACAGAUACUGAUCAAUAUAGCUGCUCUCUUUCUGGA